AUGCUUCGGUUAUCGUCUUUUAUUUUAAGUGCUCAGAGGUUAGAUGGUGGCAUCGCCAGACAGCCUCGAGGCUCUAUGCCUACAAUGAUACAGCCGUCUAUUUUGAGUGCUGAUGUGGACCAAAAGGCCUUGGAAAUCAAGCUUCAGAGCUACCUUUGGAAGGAGAUGAAUACCGAUAGCGAUGAUGACCCCGAAUACGUGCCGCCACUUCCGAGAAAAUGGGUCAAGGCCUCCAAGUCAAUGCUCUCUACGAGUUACACACAACGGAGUUGGUUUCGCAUUAUGUCCUUCAAUAUGAUGGUGGACCGCUAUAACAAUGCUUCCAAACACCAAACGACGCCGGUCGAGGACGUGAAGGUACGAGUGCCCAGUUUCACGCGUACUACAAGAAGCGACUUGGCUCCUAACGGCGCGCCACUGGAGACUUCUGAUGGGUUUUUGGACUACGAUCCGCAGAUUGACACGGAGCUCCCACCAUUUCUUACAUCAGAGUUUCGUAGAGCGCAUCUGACCAAUACUUUACGACAUUACGAUCCAGAUGUGGUGUGCUUGAAUGAGGUCAAUCGUGUCUUUUUUAAUGGCGAUCUGUGGCGAUAUGUUCGCUACCUGGGAUACGGAACGCUCUAUCAAUCCAGCCGUGGAGCGCGUGUACGCGUGCUUCGAAAAGGCGAAGACCCUACCGCACCCCGAAAUGGGGGUAAGAUUCUCGAGGAAGAGGACAUUGGCAACGUCGUGCUUUUCCACAAGGGUCGUUUCACACCGCUCCUCAUGCCAGGCCGAGACCUUCCCGGCCACUUCCAUUUUGGCCAUUUUGUCUCUAUGCGUGACAAGAUCACAAAUCUCAAUCUGAAUAUAGGAUGCAUCCAACUCACAGCAGGGGAUUCAGAGGAGGCACAGACAGUGAGGCUACACGAAACCCGGCAGAUCCUCAUGAUUUUAGAGGGUAUGAGUAGCGGUAGCGCCGACAGCGCCCACACAACGACCAUCCUGUGCGGCGACCUGAACACUAGGGAUGAUGAAGAGCCGUGUGUGCAGGCGAUUCGUGAACGUUUUUUUUCCACCUACGACGCCCUCGGGGGACCAAGGUGGACCGCGUGGCACUACCAAAACACUUUGGGAGAGGGAAAAUACGUCUCUUCUUCUUCUUCAGAGUCGGGAUACUGCAAGUAUUACGCCAAAAAUGUCGAUGAAAUGCAUCGAACAGACACACAACGCACCCUUGAAAAGGAGACGCAACAGUUCAUAAGACCAGAUGCAGGGUUGAAGCAUCAUGGCAAGUUCUCUAAUGUGCGUUCAGUGGCAAAGCUCAUCUCUAGCAAAACAAAUCCGUCGAUUCAAGCGAAAACGGCAAUACCACGGGGUGACUCGGAUGAUCAACCCAAGGAACAAGAGACGAGGAGCAGCCACCACACCGUCUCUGAAAGGACCGAUAUGCUUAUCCCUUCCAAGACCGAUUUGAAACAACGUGGAAUUGUGUACGGGGCACAGGACUUCAUUUUCUAUGAACCCCGCACCCUAGCUCUUCAUCAGGCGCUGGAUAUUCCAGAGGAUGGGGAGAUCGACCCCCAACAGCUCUUUCCCAACACAAAGUUACCCUCCCAUCACCUUCCCUUAUUCGUCGAUGUCUCGUUCAACGAUCUCUAUCCCGAUCUCUGA
Messenger RNA from Phytomonas sp. Hart1, 1656 nucleotides. The record is from the annotation of a GenBank genome assembly. NCBI's taxonomy places the organism in Eukaryota, Euglenozoa, Kinetoplastea, Trypanosomatida, Trypanosomatidae.